Durusdinium trenchii is the source of this 372-nucleotide messenger RNA. NCBI's taxonomy places the organism in Eukaryota, Dinophyceae, Suessiales, Symbiodiniaceae. The record is from the annotation of a GenBank genome assembly.
AUGUGGAGAGUCCUGGGAAGGAUCACAGCGGCUGCCAAUUGGUGGCUGCUCCUGCUGGGGCGGGUUCUUCUUCACAAACCACGAGGCACGAAGGAUUGCUCUAUCAGCCGGUGCUUCGACCCCAAUGAGGAGUUCCGCUUGCGGCGGGUCAUCGAGGCCAUCGGCACCUUCCGUUUCGAGACCAAGAUCCGCGCCCUGGGGCAGCUGAUCCUGGACCGGGAUUUGGGCAGCAGCGAUGGCCUGCUUACGCACACGGAGCGGGAGUUUUUCAGCGAGAGCGUGGAGGAGCCGAGGACUGCUCCACCCACGCCGCAAAAAGCAACGCCUGAGAAGAUCGAGAAGGAAGAUCCCCUGAUCGAAGUCCGGUUUUGA